This is a messenger RNA of Galleria mellonella (greater wax moth), 3294 nucleotides long. It is a transcript of the gene wtrw, whose product is annotated as transient receptor potential channel pyrexia. Gene Ontology annotation, molecular function: protein binding; monoatomic ion channel activity. Gene Ontology annotation, biological process: transmembrane transport; monoatomic ion transport. Gene Ontology annotation, cellular component: membrane. The transcript has a single exon. Bases 48 to 2978 code for a protein of 976 amino acids. The record is from RefSeq and is a predicted model, not a curated record. NCBI's taxonomy places the organism in Eukaryota, Metazoa, Arthropoda, Insecta, Lepidoptera, Pyralidae.
UGUCCUACAAUAGCUGCGCCGGCGUUCAGUGUCGCGUCGCCGUCCGCAUGCCCACCACGCGCCGCAUCCGCACCUUGCGGUGGUUCCGUACGCGCCGCUCCCCAAACCCCGAAGAGCUCGAUGACGUCCGACCAAGAACCUUACCGCGCCGCGACAUGGACCGCCGGCCCCGUGUCGCCAGGGUCCUCAGCUCACCGGCACGCGCCCAGCAUCAGACCAAUCCGCCCCUCGAUGAGGAGUCUCUCGAACGCGCGUACCCCUCCAUGGGUCACCUUGAAUACGUCCUCGCUGGCUCUCCGCCACCCGCCGAGAGUGCCCCCAAUAUGUACGACAGCUUCGAGGAACCACCCCUGGAUCUAACUGCGCACAUAUGCGGCGACUCGCUACGUCAAAGCGCACACGAACAAAUGAGAGCAGUCGGUGGAAGAUUGCGACUAUUAGACGAAUUGGAAAACGGCGUUAUAACGGCUGAGACGGCAGCGGACACUUUUUCAUCAGCUUCGGAAGCGGAGAGGAAUGUUUGCUUAUUUUGGACGGCGUUUCUCAAGCUUCAUAACCUCUUGCCUCCUUUGUUGGACGCCGGCGCAGACCCGUUAUACUAUGACACGCUUGGACUGUCGCCGUUACACGUCGCAGCAUUCAGUGGAUCAACGGAAUGUGCAAAUUAUCUAUUAUCUCGAGGAGUUGACCCCAAUUACAUGCCCAGAUGCUUCGUGCCUCUCCAUUGCGCCGCCUUCGGCAACUCAGUGCAAGUAGCUAAUUUACUUAUCAGCAAUGGCGCUUCAGUUCAUGCGGCAGUGAAAUAUGUCAACUGUGAAGGUGGUUUGCUUCAUUGCUCUGUCAGAGCUAACUCAGUGGAAUGUUUAAAGCUGUUUAUAUCUCACGGUGUCGAUGUAAAUUUGAUUGAACCGGGUGGUACCAAUGCUAUUCAUUUAGCUGCUGAUUUGGGUAUGAUACAAUGUUUGACGAUACUUUUAGACACACCUGGAGCUGACCCGAAUGUGAGAACGAGGGUGGGAGAUCGUGAAUCAACCGCAUUACACCUGGCUGCCGAUGGAGGUUUUAUUGAAUGUGUCGAUUUAUUGUUAGCAAAAGGCGCCGACGCAACUUUAAAAAAUCAUAGAGGAUUCACAGCUUUACAUUUAGCUGCUCGUUCAUCAAGCUUGGAAUGCGUGGAAGCUUUACUUCGAAAAGGGCACGCGGAACCUAACGCCAAGGAUUUUGAUAUGAGAACUCCCCUUCAUGCUGCUAUUGGAAAAUCGGACAGUGCUUGCGAUAUAAUCGAAACCUUGAUAAGUUGGGGAGCAAAUGUAAAUCAAAAGGACGAAUACGGCUUUACGCCAUUGCACUUGGCCGCUCUUGAUGGGCUGUCUGCCUGUGUAGAGACAUUAAUUUAUCACGGCGCUGAUGUAACGACGAGAUCUAAAAAAGGAAAUUCGGCUCUUAACGUAAUUGCACGAAAAACGCCCGCGUCUCUUGCAAUGAUAACAAGAAAAUUGGAUUGCGCUAUUACUCUGCAUCAUUCUCAAACAAGCAACAGAGAAGUGGAACUUGAGUUAGAUUUUAGAAGCAUCCUUCAACAUUGCUAUCCACGAGAAAUAAGCUAUCUGAACACAUUCGUCGACGAAGGGCAAAAAGAAUUUCUCCUUCAUCCUCUAUGUUCAGCUUUUUUAUAUAUAAAGUGGGAGAAAAUACGUAAAUAUUAUGUUGCCAGACUAUUUUUAAGUUUCAUUUUUGUUCUUUGUCUCACAUUAUACGUACUAACCGCUCUUGCGCAUAACUGUUAUAAUGGCAGUAAAGACAUGGAGGAAACUAUACAAGAACAAGAAUUAUGCCAAAAACAGUCAAUACUUGGAGAUUUAUUGAGAAAAAAUCCUUUUGUCAUAGAAAUGCAGUGGUGGGUGUUGGCUGGAAUUACAAUUUUUGAGAUAUUUCGAAAAGUAUACGGUAUAGCCGGUUAUUCUACAGUGAAACAAUAUUUAACUCAAUCUGAGAAUAUAAUCGAAUGGUUUGUGAUUGUGAGCGUUUUCCUAAUAUCUUACAUAUACACAAAUAUUACGUAUACAUGGCAAAAUCAUGUCGGUGCAUUUGCCGUACUCGCCGGAUGGACUAAUUUAAUGAUGAUGAUCGGUCAACUACCAGUUUUCGGAACUUAUGUAGCCAUGUACCAAAAGGUACAGAAAGAAUUCGCAAAACUACUAAUGGCAUACUCCUGCAUCCUGAUCGGUUUCACAAUAAGCUUCUGCGUCAUAUUUCCUGAUUCGUCAUCAUUCGCUAAUCCGUUUAUGGGUUUUAUAACAGUUCUGACAAUGAUGAUUGGGGAAUUGAACUUGGAUUUACUAUUGAACGAGCCGGAUGGCAACGAUCCGCCUGUACUUUUAGAAUUCUCCGCUCAAAUAACUUACGUACUGUUUCUUAUGUUUGUUACGGUCGUACUCAUGAAUUUGCUCGUCGGCAUAGCAGUUCAUGAUAUUCAAGGUUUGAGGAAAACCGCAGGCCUUUCUAAACUAGUUCGUCAGACGAAACUAAUAUCAUAUAUGGAGUUGGCUCUCUUCAAUGGAUACCUACCGAAAUGCUUGCUAAAAAUAUUACAUUCGUCAGCGCUUGUCUCCCCACAAGCGUAUAGAGUGGUACUCAGCGUCAAGCCGUUGAAUCCGAGUGAGAAGCGAUUGCCUAGGGACAUAAUGAUGGCAGCAUACGAUAUAGCGAAAAUGAGAAAGCAGUAUGGGCACACAAUUUCAUCUAGUGGGUCGACAACAGGCGCGUAUUCCUGUUUCAAGAAAUACGAACACCAUAACGAUUCGGGUUACCGAGAAUACGGAUACUCAUCGACUUUAGGAAGUCUCCAGGCAAGGUUGGACGAGACGUCGGAAAAUGUGCGCCAACUGACUCAGGAAGUGAGGGAAUUAAAGAAGUUAAUAAGUGCACAGCAGCUCGUGAUACAACAAGCACUGGCCGGCGCGAUGGACAACCGUUGAUGAUAUAAUGGUCGACGGAAUCAUUUAGUUUCAAUGCCAACGGUACACAAGUCAAUAAACUAUAGCGAGCAUGCAUUGUCGAACAUUUGUACUCGUUUAAAACCUAUUGUGGACGGUGCGGACUUAAAAUUCUGAGCGGUGAUAUUUUUUGCUUUACAUUUGUAUAGAUAUCUAAGGAAUUAAGUUUAUAUAAAAUAUUAUAUUAAAGGAACAUUAUUCUGUAACUAUUGUUUAGUGACGCAGGACGUUCUAAAUACUAAUUGUAUUUAUGUAAUGUUUCCUUCUAUUGUGAUCUGAUUAAAUGACAUGACAUUAA